AUGGGUGGCUUAACGUAUGGACUCGGAAGCGCUUCGACAGUUCUCCUAAUUGUCGGCCUGUACAUGCUCUUCACCGGCGAUGGCGAAUAUUUCAACGUCGGCGCUUUCCUCGAAUCCAUAUCGCCGUACGCAUGGGCAGAUCUGGGUAUCGCUCUCUGCAUCGGUCUCUCGGUCGUUGGUGCAGCAUGGGGCAUUUUUAUCACAGGCUCAUCCAUUCUGGGAGCAGGUGUCAAGGCACCUCGAAUUCGAACCAAGAACUUGAUCUCCAUCAUCUUCUGCGAAGUUGUCGCCAUCUACGGAGUCAUCAUGGCCAUCGUCUUCUCCUCCAAAGUCGGUUUCAUCGAUGAGGCAGGAGUCGCCAACGCCGAGGCUUACUACACCGGCUUCGCCCUGUUCUGGUCUGGCAUCACCGUCGGGGGCUGCAAUCUGAUCUGUGGCAUUGCUGUUGGCAUCAAUGGUAGUUCAGCUGCGUUGGCCGAUGCUGCUGAUCCUACGCUUUUCGUCAAGAUCCUCGUCAUUGAGAUCUUCAGUUCAGUCCUUGGUCUCUUUGGACUCAUUAUUGGCCUCCUCGUCUCCGGCAAGGCCAACGAUUUCGGCAAGGCCAUGGCGUAA
Truncatella angustata is the source of this 612-nucleotide messenger RNA. RefSeq names its product ATP synthase subunit C. Gene Ontology annotation, biological process: proton transmembrane transport. The record is from RefSeq and is a predicted model, not a curated record. Lineage: Eukaryota; Fungi; Ascomycota; Sordariomycetes; Amphisphaeriales; Sporocadaceae. Gene Ontology annotation, molecular function: proton-transporting ATPase activity, rotational mechanism. Gene Ontology annotation, cellular component: proton-transporting V-type ATPase, V0 domain. Bases 1 to 612 code for a protein of 203 amino acids. The transcript has 5 exons.